CUUUCCUCUCUCCUUCAUCCUUCGCAGCCUUUAGGUAUUUUUCACUUUCCUCUUUCUCUCUCUCGCCUACCCAAUCGCUCAAGAUGGAUCCACCAUCUUCCGGUGCUUCCUGAACAUCUCUGAUCUCUUCUUACUUCAUCUGAAUUCUCCCGUUGUUUGUCGUUUGUGAGUUUGGGAUUAUCUUGGAGCUCUACUUCGCAGCUUGGAGUUUGGACUUUGUUAAAUUUGCUAUGGAAGAUACCAGGUCAGUUGCUUCGCUCAUGGACUCUACAUCAUCCAAGAUUCAGCAGCUUCAGAAGGCCUUUGCUGAACUUGAAAGCCAGCGCGCCGUGACACUUAAUCUGAAAUGGAAGGAACUUGAGGAGCAUUUUCAUGGGCUUGAGAGGUCUUUGAAGAGACGGUUUCAUGAGCUUGAAGAUCAAGAAAAAGAGUAUGAAACCAAAACAAGGAAAGCACAAGAGUUACUGGAGAAAAAGAAGGCAGCCGUUGAGGCCAAGGAGAAGGUAUCUCUAGAAAGGCUUCAGAAGAAGAGAGACGCAGCUGUGUUUGCUAUAAACAGUGCUUUGGUUAAGUACAAUAAUGCUCCCAUUGGUGAACGUCUUGAGGAUUCACCCAACGCCUUUGCUGCUGAUGGUACCGAUGAGAAUCCGGAUGGUACUGUGCAGGAAGCUGAGAUCUCACCUGUGAUGGGAAACUUUGAGGUUAAGGCUUAUCCACAGUUACUGAAACUGUGUGGGGAUAUGGACUCAACAGGGCUCCAUAAGUUUGUAUCAGACAACCGCAAGAACCUUGCAUCACUAAAGGAAGAGAUUCCUGCGGCGUUCAAGGCUGCAGCAAACCCGGCGAGCUUAGUGUUGGACUCUUUGGAAGGCUUUUACCCUAAGGAGGUACCAAACGGUGAUGGAAAGAAAGAUGCUAACCUCUUGGGGAUGCGUAGGACCUGUAUCAUGUUGAUGGAGUGUCUUAGCAUACUGUUAUCUGGUCUGGACAGAAACUCUCUUGCUGCUGUUCUCUCAGAAGAUGUUAAGCAGAGAGCAAAAGCUAUUGCAGAAGGAUGGAAUCCACUGCUGGGAAAUCUUGAGAUGGAUGCCUGCAAUGGUAACUCUUUGGAGGCGCAUGCGUUCCUGCAACUACUGGCCACUUUUGCUAUUGUUUCCGACUUUAAAGAGGAGGAACUCUUGAAGCUUAUCCCCAUGGUUUCACGUCGUCGUCAGGCAGCUGAGCUUUGCCGUUCUCUUGGAUUGUCUGAAAAAAUGCCUGGUGUGAUUGAAGUUCUCUUGAACAGUGGGAAACAGAUAGAUGCAGUGAACUUGGCAUUUGCGUUUGGACUCACAGGACAGUUCCCACCUGUCGAGUUACUGAAAUCUUACUUGACUGAGGCAAGGAGAUCUGGCAAUGCAUCUGCUGCUGCUCAGGAUGAGUUCAAUGAGAGGGAGCUUACAGGGCUUAAAUCUGUGAUAAAGUGUAUCGAAGAGCAUAACCUGGAAGAGCAGUACCCAAUUGAGCCACUUCAAAAAAGGAUUCUCCACCUUGAGAAGGCCAAAGCAGAGAAGAAGAGAGCAACAGAACCCACAAAGCCUCAGACAAAGCGACCACGUGCUGCUCAACCCCGAGUCCCUGACAACAACAACAACAACAAUAACAACAAGACAGGGUAUGGUAGAGUCAUCCCUGAGAGGUAUCCGCAGUAUGUUUAUGACAACAGACCUUUCCUUACCGGUCCAAUCAUGGCAGCACAAGCUCCUCCGCCUCCUCCUCAGACUUACACUUUCAGUCCUGCUGCUGGUCACGGGAACUUCUACGGGAACUGUUAUCAGUACCAGGCUCCUCCUCCUCCUUACUUUCACUAGUGACUAAAAAAAGGUGAUGGUGAAUGUGACUGUGACUCUCUCUUCCAUGGUGUUAACUUGUGGCAGCUCUUUAACCCCUCCUCCUCUCCUACUAGUCCUUUUCCUUUGAUGUUGUUGUUGUGUACGGAUGAUUUUAGUAUUUGUAAGGAUCAGCCCUACUCAAAACAAAACAAAAAAUACUCAAGAAUUUCUAUUAGUUAUAUUUUCAAUGUUGUAUUGUUUUCUUUAGUGUUAUAAAAACCGGUUUAGGUAUACG
This is a messenger RNA of Eruca vesicaria subsp. sativa (arugula), 2106 nucleotides long. The record is from the annotation of a GenBank genome assembly. NCBI's taxonomy places the organism in Eukaryota, Viridiplantae, Streptophyta, Magnoliopsida, Brassicales, Brassicaceae.